Salvelinus sp. IW2-2015 is the source of this 5283-nucleotide messenger RNA. NCBI's taxonomy places the organism in Eukaryota, Metazoa, Chordata, Actinopteri, Salmoniformes, Salmonidae. The record is from RefSeq and is a predicted model, not a curated record.
GUCUGGCAAUUUUUGUAAGGAGGUUGAGUUGGGUAACACGAUGUAUGAAUUGCGUGGUAGUUCAUUGGCUGCUUUAUUGACCCUUUUGUAUGUUGACCAAUUAUUAUUCUCCUUUGACGAUAGUAGCAAAAUGGUUGCCAAUUGGAGUUCGAUUCGUCAAAUAACUCGCAAUUUAAUUGGUCAUUCAUGUGUCGGUAUUACUUUGUUUUACGUGUGUUCAAGCCUUAUCGACAAAAUGUAUUUCUGAGUGACAUAAUUACCGACCAUUUAGCGUCUCGCCGGCUUUGCGGUCGUUGGACGAUUUUAUUGUUGUAGGCGGGUCUUGAGAAACUAGUGUUGUUUUGUGAGGAGAUGAAAAUGGCGGCGGAUGGCUGACCGCCGUCUAUCGGAUAUUAUACAUAAAACUGCGAUUUAAACCAGCGUUCUCUGUCGAUUUUAACAGAACGUCAUGUCAUUUAAUAUGACCAGGUUUAAAGGAUUUUCUAAACUCUUUGGUUGAUUGAAGUUUUCCAAAAGACAAAGCGGAAAGUUCCUUUGGAAAUAGAUUGCUCGCUGCCUGUUGUUGCAUUUUAAAAUUAGACGUUCGUUUUAGUUUAGCGAACAGUUUGUUCAGCAUAAUAAGAGAAUGUGUUUGAACUACAUGCCGCAAAUAACCCAGGACUGGUAACCCCCCCCACCCCCUAAAACUAGCCAGACAAGUGUCUAAAUUGUAUCAUCAGGAAGCUACACUCUAUAGCUAACGUUAGCUAUAACACGAUAACCCUUACAUAAUGAACCACACUACAAUCCCAAAUGCAAUAUUGGCGCUAUCAACAAACGAAAGCUUGCUAGUUAAUCCCAUUCUCUCGGUAUUUUUUUUUUUUGGUGAUCGACAACAAUGCUUCCUUUUGGUGGGGGAUAGCUAGCCAAAUAUGCUAGCCUCUUUACUUUAGUAUUUCACUAGCUAUGUCCUAGUGSUAAUUAUCUACCUUUAGCUGUAAAUAACAUAACGUUGUAAUGUGUAAACGCUCGUGCUUUAUUUAUACGGUGGUUUUAAUCAAAUCAAAAUGUAUUAACAUGGCUACGUUSCUGACUGUAUUUUAAAUUUAGUUUGUCAGAUUUGAAAGGCUUUUUUUUACCCGCAAGUGACAGUGGACAUAAAUAUUACACUACUAGAAAUAAAUAGAUAAGUUAAGCUACAUUUCCAAUCACGAGCUAGUUGUAGUGUUCAGCAGCUUGACAGCGCAAUCAGGUACCCACGUGUAUCGGCGAACCGCCUACCAAAUAAGCAGUCCACUGUCUCAAGUGACAGUCAUAAAACAUGGAAYAUAAGCGUCGACCAAGAUUCAGCAAGCGGCUGCGGUCGGGCACGCGGCGGCGCUACCAUGACGAUGGUAUCUCGGACGACGAGAUCGAGGGGAAGAGGACCUUUGACCUGGAGGAGAAGCUGACGAGCGAGAGGUUCACCUCAGACAGGGUCAAACGCAUGGAGGGGAAAGACCUCACGUUUGAGUACAUCCAAAGAGGUGGGUUGAGGGACCCGAUCAUCUUUGAGAAGCCAGACGGACUGGGCAUCAAGAUGCCAGAUCCAGACUUCAGUGUGAACGACGUCAAGAUAUUUGUCGGCAGCAGGCGUAUGAUGGAUGUGAUGGAUGUCAGUACUCAGAAGGGUAUAGAGAUGUCUAUGGCCCAGUGGAGACGUUACUACGAGACGCCCCCCUCCCAGAGGGACAAACUCUACAACGUCAUCAGCCUGGAGUUUAGCCACACCAAGCUGGAGAACCUGGUCCAGAGGCCUGCAUCGGUGGACAUCAUAGACUGGGUGGACAACAUGUGGCCUCGGCACCUGAAGGAGAGACAGAGAGACUCCACCAACUCCAUCACAGACAUGCAGUACCCCAAAGUGCAGCAGUACUGUCUAAUGAGUGUGCAGGGCUGCUACACGGACUUCCACAUAGACUUUGGAGGUUCCUCGGUGUGGUACCACAUACUGCGUGGAGGCAAGGUGUUCUGGCUGAUCCCGCCCACGCCUCAGAACCUGGAGCUGUAUGAGGACUGGGUGUUGUCAGGGAAACAGGGAGACAUCUUCCUGGGAGACAAGGCCCAGGACUGUCAGAGGAUAGACUGUUUGAUCCAUGCGGUCCUAACACUCCAGUGGACACCCUGGUGUUUGGGAAACUUCCUCCACAGCUUCAACAUCCCCAUGCAACUCAACAUCUACAGCACUCGAGGAACAGGACACGGUCUUACCAGAGACCCCUCCACCUGUGAGUCGGUCAACGGGCACACCCAGGAGGAGGAUGAAGAGGGUGCUCCCCCGACCCAGGGCUCUAAGCCUGGGGUGAAGGUUCACCUCACGCCCUUUGAGCUGGAGGGGCUGUGGAACCUGCUGGGGAAGCUAGAGUCUCUGCCCUCACAGAAGAACUGUGUCCCGGCGGGCAUACACGAUGCUCCCGCUCUGCUGCACGACAUCAGGGCCCUGCUGAAGGAGCAUGCUAAUGACAUCCCCAAACUGUCCUACACUGGCAAGCCCAUCGUCAAGUGGCCCAAGAGGCCGUCGUGGUACCAGCCCCCUCCCCCUCCUCCCCCGGUGGCUCGUCCCAAGCUGUCUGCCACGGUGGUGCCCCCGCGACCCCAGAAGCCCGCUUCCUCCAUGUCCGUGCUGCGGCGGCGGCGUGUGCGGUGUAAGCGCUGCGAGGCGUGCGUCAGGACGGAGUGCGGGGACUGUAACUUCUGCAGGGACAUGAAGAAGUUCGGAGGGCCGGGGAAACUCAAACAGACCUGCGUGCUCCGACAGUGUCUGGCGCCGGGUCUGCCCCUGUCAGUGGUGUGUGAGAUCUGUGCAGAGGGGAACCAGGAGGGAGGAGAGGGGCCAGUCUUCGCCCUCACCCUCAUGGAGUGUUCCAACUGUGCCCAGAUAGCCCACCCCGCCUGCCUGAAGGUAACAGGGGAUGGUGUGGUGAAUACAGAUCUGCCCAGCUGCUGGGAGUGUCCCAAAUGUGUUCUGGGAAUCACCGACACUGAGUCUUCGGGCACCGAUGAUGAUGACAGUGGGGCGUCCGUUGGCCUCGGCGCUGGCGUGAGCUCCCUCUCCGCCACCCAGGGGCCUCUAGGGGUCUCCAUGGAGCCAGGCUCUGCUCCUGGGUUGGGGGAUGAGGGCUGGGGCAGGGCGAUACUGCUAUACCCAGGGCUGGUUCCCAACCCCCCCUCCUGGUUCUCCGAGGCGCCCCUUCCCUCCCCUGGGCAGCUACUACUAGAGCAGCACGGCCUCAAGCGGGCGGGGAGAUGGGCAAGCGGGCGCAGGAAGAGGGUGAAGGGGGACAAGAAUAAAAUGUUACACGCGAAACGCAAGUCUUCUUCGUAUCUCGACGGUCGCAUCGCCAAGAUCUACCGUCGCCACAGCCGAGACGACGACGACUCGGGCAGUGAUGAUGAUGAUGAUGAUGAAGGCUCCAGGGGCGGAGGAGGAGGCGCGGCGCAGAAGAUGUCCGGGCCACGCCCUCGCGGCAGUGGCUCCGCCUCUCGGAGAGGUUACGGGACUGGGAGGCGGGGCAUUUGGAGAGGCUCCUCCCACAGAGGGGCAGGCCGCGGAAGCGGGCUGGCCCCUCACUCCUCCCUGAAGAUGAGGCGCGGCAGAGGAGGGCUGGGGGCGGGCCGAGGGGAUAGAGAGGGGGGGCGUAGGGAGAGGGGAGGGAGAGUGCGCCUCCGGGGAGGCACCAGGAUGCAGAGACGCAGGGACGAGUCAGAGGAGGAUGACGACGACGAUGAUGACGACGACGAGGAAGAUGACGACAGCGAGGAAGAUCGGCAGCAUCACCACCGGCAACGCCGCAGGCGGAGGAGAACGGACGACGAUGAGGAAGACGACGAUGAGGAAGACAGCUCGGCCCGGGACCUGGAGGGGGAGGAUGAGGACGUGGAGGAUGAGGAAGACGACGAGAACCGGUCAGACUCUGAACCAGAGCCUCCCGUCCUCCUGGUGUCUGACCUUAACGACGACCUCCUAAACGGCUCGUACCUGACAGUGACCCUACAGCGCCCCCCCAGGGCCAAACGCCACCCCGGCUCCAUCGUGCCCAAGCUGGAGGCCGCCAUGUCUCCCAGAACCCACGGCGGCGGUCCAGGUUARGUCCAGCAUAAAACCCUCGGGAAGACGCGGCACAAAAACGGCACGGUCGCCACCGGCAACGGCCUGGCCCAGCCCGCCAAGAAUCCAGUCGGCCGGCCGCCUCGUCAUCGUAUCAACAAUCCCCACGGCGACACAGCAGACAGGGAAAGAGAGAGGGACACUGGUCUGAAGGAGUUGAUGAUWGCAGGUUGCUCCUGGUCGUCCAUGUCAGCCCUGUCCACCCCCAGCCUGCCGUGCCUCCGUACCCUGGACCUGCGCUGGGCAGAGGGGGUCAAAGACACCCAGAUCAGGGACCUGGUCACACCACCAGGUUGUGACAGUCGGUCUCGGCUGCGUGGCUGUGUGGCGCUGCGUCUAGCCGGCCUGGACAUCAGUGACUCCACCCUGAGGCUGAUUCUCCGUCACAUGCCCCUGCUAGAGAGGCUGGACCUGGCCCACUGCAGGGACCUCACGGAUCAGUCCGUCUGCCUGCUCACCGCCGCCGGCACACGCAACACGCUCACGGAGAUCAACCUCGCAGGCUGUAACAAGCUGACGGACGGCUGUCUGGCGUACCUGAAGAGGGCGUCUGGCCUGGCYCUGCUAGACCUGCGGGGCUGCAAAGGUGUGACGCGGCAGGGCUGUGAGGGCUUCAUCUCGGACCUCUCUCACUGCGUCCUGUUCUGUAUGACGGAGGAGAAACUCAUCCAGAGGAUAUCGUAAAACUGACCCUGUUCUUACCCCUACGCAAGGGGCACGUAGAGACCCCAUACCAGCCAGCAGGGGAGAGAGGGAGCAGCCAACACCCCUCCCCCAAAAAGGAGAGCAAGCGCUCCAAAAAAAGAGGCGAGAACAAAAAAAAAAGUGAAAAGACGUUCCCACUCCUCACUUGGGAUGAUAGAAGACAUGAGAGAGGAGGAGGAUGUGUCAGGAGAGGGGAGAAUGUGCUGUUGCAGCAUCUUGUGUUAUUAGGAGGUUAGGAAUCAUAUGAAUAGCACAGACUUAUGUUAAUGUGUUCACGCUACAGGGCUGAAAAUGGAACCCUGGGCCUCCCGCAGUGUCUAAGCACUGCAUCGCAGUGCUACCUGUGCCACUAGAGAAUCCGGGUUCAAGUCCAGUCGCACCGGACGUGACCGGGAGACCCAUGAGGCGCGCGAAAUUGCCCAGCGUCGUCCAGUUAGGGAGGGUUUGGCCCG